This is a messenger RNA of Debaryomyces hansenii CBS767, 4317 nucleotides long. It is a transcript of the gene SSK2, whose product is annotated as mitogen-activated protein kinase kinase kinase. Lineage: Eukaryota; Fungi; Ascomycota; Pichiomycetes; Serinales; Debaryomycetaceae. Gene Ontology annotation, cellular component: cytoplasm. The record is from RefSeq and is a predicted model, not a curated record. Gene Ontology annotation, molecular function: ATP binding; MAP kinase kinase kinase activity. Bases 1 to 4317 code for a protein of 1438 amino acids. Gene Ontology annotation, biological process: protein phosphorylation; stress-activated MAPK cascade. The transcript has a single exon.
AUGGUAAAUUCAUCUAAUGGCUCCAAUCCUCUUUCGGCGAGUUCAACGGACCUGAAUUCAGCACAACAACAAUAUACAAAUGUCAACAAUCCUGUUUCUAAUGCUAAUCAUAGUCACCGUCAUACAGCGGGUCCAAAGGGUAGAAGACCAUCAUUGCUAAGAAAUGAUUCAUCUAGUAAUUCUGUUUAUACGCCGAGUAAUACAGCUGGCGAUGGGUCUACGCCGAUGCACUCAUCGCACCUUAAAUGGGGCUCAAGUGGUACUGGAAAUAAUAAUGCCUCGAGUACAGCGAUAAAUGACUCGCAUAAUAGCACCAAUGCCAACUCAACGUCGUUACUAACUCCUAGUUCCAAUAAGAGGCAGACAAGUCAUAAUAAUUCCGGUAAUAAUACAUUGAGUUCUACUGGUGGUAGGGCCCGCUCGCGUUCGAUAACCCAGACUCUUUCACACAAUUUACAAAAUAAUAAUAAGCAGUAUUUAUCACAAGAAAAGGCGUAUUUAAAGAAGAUGAAAAACCAGUUUGUGGAUGACUACUAUACCAAGGGAAUCACGGGCGCGGAAAUGAAAGAAGUCAACAAUAAUGAUGAGGAUGAGGAUGAAGACGAGGACGAAACCAAUCCAAAUGGCCACAGUGACUUGUUGGCUGACAUGGACGAUGAUAAAUACCAAAUUGACUACAAUUUAGCAUUUACUUUAUUGAAGAACGGCAAAAAUGCCAUCAAUAUCAAUCCGAACAGAAAUAUCACUCAAUUAAAUGCGGAUAGUGCUGAUGAUCCUGCAGUAAUAGAAAGACUUGAAUGGCAAUCGAUGUUAACUUCUGUGCUUACAGGUGAUGUGGUGAGAUCCGAAAAGACCAAAAUUAUCAACAAUAAUAGUCCCGAAAAUGAACAAAGUUCAUUCUUACAUGCAACAUAUAAAGAGAACUUAUGGUUCGGUAUUCACGCUAAACUUUUUAAUAGAACAGAAGAUGAUCAAAGAAAAAUUAUUGAAUAUCGUCGUACCCUUGCUGAUGCAUUAUUUGAUGAAGUUCUAAAUUUUGAGGUAAAUCAUGAUGACCCAGAGAGCAAUCCACCUAGAAAUCAAGUAGCUUAUAUUCUUGAUAAAUAUGAUAAAUGCUGCGACUUAUGGAGAACCCUGGAAGACAUGAAGAAUGAGAAGCCAGUAUGUAGAACUGCUGAAUUCCAAGAUCGGAUUGAUGCUUUAACUGCUUGGUUAUCUAUCACAGAUGCAAUGCAAAGAGAAAGUGAUUCAUUAAAAGUAUGGAUCGGUAAUGAUGAAAUGGACAUCACAAAAAGUCGAAGUGAGAGCGGUAGUGCACCAUCUUCUGAAGCAACAACGCCAACAAAUACAAAAAAGAUAUUCAAUGAAGAUAACAAAUCUUUGGCUGAAAGGCUCAUGAAAGAAAAAGACGUUUAUUCUAUUUUCCAAAAGCGUAUAUUUUUUCCAUUAGCCCCCUGGAUGAUUAAGUCAAAGGACACUUACUUGAGAUUGGGACAUAUUUUUGAGACGCUUAAAUUACCUGAUUAUAUUCAUGACUUGAUUCAGUUAUGUCUUAUACCGAUGAAGUUGAUUAAAGAAAUUAUAAAUGUGAGAUUAGUUUACGCCAAAAAAUUGGAAAAUCCUACAUUAAUGAUGAUUGAUCAAAUGAUAGAUGAUUUCAAAUCUUACAUCACUAUAGCUUUGGAAGUAAAACUGGGUAUUGUUGAAUAUUGUAGACCAGAUGUUGGUCAGAUAUGGGUGUUGAGUGAUUUAUUUGAUUCUGAAAAUCAGGAGUUUGAUAAGGUAGUUUUAAAAUGUGUCAAAUAUUUCUUUGCAUUAUUAAAUAAAAAAUUAUUAGAUAGUUCAAGAUCACCCACUAAUUUCAGAACUUUCAAAGAACCAGAAGAAUUAGAGGAAACCUGGAACUAUCUUAAAUGGUUAGGUAACCUUAUUGAUGGGGGUAGUGUCGUUGUUGCUGAACACAUAACCGUAUUAACACUGAAAUUAAUUCAUAGACUAUUAGCCUAUUUCAAUAAUCAAAUAGGAACUCCUCCUGCUAAGUCUGCGGGUUCUUCUGAUCUAAUCAGAUGGUACAGUUCAACUACAGAAAACUUUGGGCAAUUACGUCGUAAAUUGGCAAGAUUUACUGGUGAAAUUUCUAGAGACUUUACGAAUUCCUUAGUUUUUGAUCUUUCAUCAACACCCAGCAAUAGAACUAAAAAUAUACUCGAAGUUUUGAAGUCGACUAAUCAUUUCUUGGUAUAUACUGGUACAAUAGAGACACAGGGUACAUACUUUUUUGCAAGUGCGGAAUUAAUGGGUAAUGAACAAGAAAUAUUAAGAAUAAUAAAUGGUUCUUACAUUGGAUCGGAUCCAAAUGAAGCUAAUCUGGACUUUUCUGAUUUGUUGAAAAUGCUUCAAUUACAUGAAGAUGGGGAAACUGACCAACACCCAGACCUGGUGGAUCAUUUGAUUCCAAACGAAUCGAGUGAUUUCGGGUAUGUCUUGGCAUUAUGUCCACCUAAGCCAAUCGUCUGGGAAGGACACAUUGUUACUAUUCAUCUAGAAAAUGUUCCAAUUACCGACAUUAAGGUGGGGCAAAUACUCAUGAUAACAAAAUUGCCUUAUGGCAGCUUGCAUAUGGUUAAAGAAAAGUUUUUGGACACAGUAAACGAUUUCAUAUUAGUGGGUGGUAUGAUGAAACAAGUUGAGCAAAGAUGUUCCUUGGCAAAAGUACAUCAUGAGUUAACUAAGAUCAACAGAGUCUUCUUUAAAAUGUCAUUGUCAGUUUUGGAUUCUGUAAAGAAAGUAAGAGCAAAUUGUAAAGAAUUGGCAGCUGAAAGUAGUUGUCAAGAGUUGAUCAAUAGUUAUUUUAUCUAUGCGAGAGACUUCGGUAAGAAUUCCGUUAAAAACCUUGAUUCUUCAAGAAAAUCUACGGUUAUUAUGAAGCUUAUCCAACUCUCUAUUGAAUGGGUUAGUUUUGUUUGUGAUGAUUGUAUACCGACUGAUAGGAGGACUUUUAGAUCGUGUGUUUUGGCUUUGGAAUUUGCCAUGGAUAUGACUAGAGGCUUUAACGUUUUGGUUUUGAAUGAUGAGCAAUUCUAUAAGCUAAAAUUGAAGGUUGCUCGCUGUAUGUCGUUGCUUAUUUCUCAUUUCGAUAUCAUGGGUGCAAGAUCCAGUGAAGCUGAGAAGAAGAAAUUAUUGAAAUGGUCUUCUCAAAGACAUAGGAUUGAAAAUUCAGCUGAUGAUGCAUGUAUUAUUCAAGCAUACAGGGAAGAUGUCAUGAGAGAAAUUGAAGAAAUUGAGAAUUAUAGAAAAGACUUGCAAGAACAGUUACUGUCGAUUGGUAGAGUCUUAGAUGUUACCGAUCUGGAAUACCAAUUUGUUACUCUAUUAGCAUCUUCCUUUUCUAGCGUUUCUAUUAGAUGGCAAAAAGGUAGAUUUAUCGGUGGAGGGACUUUUGGACAUGUUUAUGCGGCAGUCAAUUUGGAUACAGGCGGUGUUAUGGCAGUUAAGGAAAUAAGAUUCCACGAUAGUCAAUCCGUUAAAAAUAUUGUACCUUCAAUUAAAGAUGAGAUGACCAUUUUGGAAAUGUUGAACCAUCCUAAUGUCGUUCAAUAUUUUGGUGUUGAAGUUCAUCGCCAUAAAGUUUACAUUUUUAUGGAAUUCUGUGAAGGUGGUUCCCUUGCGGGAUUGUUAACACAUGGACGUAUAGAAGAUGAAAUGGUGAUACAAGUUUAUACUUUACAAAUGUUAGAAGGUUUGGCAUAUUUACAUCAAUCGGGUGUCGCUCGUCGUGAUAUCAAACCAGAAAAUAUUUUACUUGACCAUAAUGGGGUUAUCAAGUUCGUUGAUUUUGGUGCUGCAAAGGUGAUUGCAACAAGUGGAAGAACUCUUGGUGGUGGUAGUGGUGGUGCAAAUCAAGGCCGCAGCAUGAAUGGAACCAACUUAAACUCAAUGACUGGUACCCCUAUGUAUAUGUCCCCAGAAGUAAUAACCGGUGCAUCGGGUUCUGGAAAUGGUGUUGUUGAUAUUUGGUCGUUGGGUUGUUGUGUAUUAGAAAUGGCUACUGGUCGCAGACCUUGGACCAAUCUCGACAAUGAGUGGGCCAUAAUGUAUCAUAUCGCAGCAGGUCAUAAGCCACAGUUACCUUCUGCAGACCAAUUAAGCGAACCAGGAAGGAAGUUCAUAUCAAGAUGUCUAGAACAUGAUCCUAGUAAUAGACCAGGCGCUGUCGAGUUGUUGAAUGAUCCUUGGAUUGUUGCAAUUCGUCAAGCAGCAUUUGUUUCUUCUGAUAGUGUUAGUACACCAUCUUCAGAAGUUGGUUCUGAUAUGUGA